UCCACUGGACAGGAUAAAAGCUGUGAGCCCUAGUCUGCUCCGGACAUAAGCUUUCAGAAACACACUCAGAGACGAGACCAACAGAGACCAGCAGAAACGACACAGACAGAGUUGAUUUGAAGAUGCUUUGCCCCAGCAUGAUGCAGCCUUCCCUCAAUCCAAUGAGCCCAAUGAGCCCCUUCAUGGACUUUCACUGGCCCGUUCGCAGUCUCUGGCCAGAGACACGGCCUCUCUUCUUCCAGAUGGAGCAGGAAAUUAUGCGAAAUAUGCAGGAGAUGAGGCACAAUAUGGAAUAUAUGCAACGACUGCACCAAAAGAUUUUUGAAGACAUUGAAGGCCCAUUAUCUUCAACUGACUUCAAGCCAAUCUCUUUCCAGAUGGGAAAAGAAAACAACCGUUUUGCACUGACACUGGACACUAAAGACUUCUCCCCAGAGGAGCUGUCUGUCAAGCAGGUGGGCAGGAAGCUGAGAGUCAGUGGAAAGACAGAGAAGAAGCAGGAUGAUGGAAAGGGCUCCUACUCUUACAGAUGCCAGGAGUUUAAACAGGAGUUUGAUCUGCCUGAAGGUGUGAAUCCUGAGACUGUCACCUGCUCUUUGAACGAUGGACAGCUACAGAUCCAGGCUCCAAAAGUGGUUGCUGUGACAGAAGGCAAUGAGAGAGUGGUUCCUAUCACUUGCUUACCUGCCAUAACCUCACCCGGCGCUGCAGCUGAGAGCACUGCUGUAGAGGCAGAGCCCAAGAAGGACUGAUUAUGAUGACACUGUAUCAUGAUAUAACUAAUACCAUUAACUUUAUGGCUGGACAAUAAUAUACAACUCCCAUGAAUACUAGUCAGUACAGACAUCAGUGAAUUAUCUCGGGUAAAUUGCUCUUUGUCAAAUUUGAUAAAUGCAACGUCAAUAAUUCUCAACGGCAUGGAAUGUAAAGCCAAUGUUUAUGCACAGUCAAUAAAUGUAUUAUUAUUAUUUUAUUUUUUACAAUGUUUUGCCUUGUUUGAUGUAAUGUCGUUAAACAAACCAGUAUUUCAGUAUGUUGCAUUUGGGUAAUUAAUAUUUUUCCAUUUAAAUCAUGUCCCUGAGUUGGUAUGAUGGGUAUGCUCUGGCCUGGUAAACUUUCCAUUUCAAUAGAUGCCUUGAAAAUCAAAUAGUGGAUCAAAAGACAGAGUUUGAUUUCAUGAAGAGUAAUGUAGUUAAACAAAAUGGUGUUAGAGUAAUGUAGUUAAAAGGUUAUUAGAGUAGUUAGAGUAAUGUAGAUAAAAGGUUGUAGGGUAGUUAGAGUAAUGUAGUUAAACAAAAUGGUGUUAGAGUAAUGCAGUUAAAAGGUUGUUAGGGUAGUUAGAGUAAUGUAGUUAAAAGGUUGUAGGGUAGUUAGAGUAAUGUAGUUAAACAAAAUGGUGUUAGAGUAAUUUAGUUAAACAAAAUGUGCACAAACAGGUUAUGUGUAUGUACAGUAUAUUAUGUGCAAAGAAUUAGGAAUUAUAAUAGUGAUUUACUAGGAUCUGGAUCGUUCCGUGUGUGUCUGUCUGUGUUAGUGUCAUAUUCACAGUGUUCCAAUGUGCUAGAGAAUAUCUGAGUUUCAUAGGAGUGGAGUGGUAGCAGUGAUUACACCAAUCAUGUUGUUGUCGUCAUGAUAUCACUGAAGAGAUCCUGACAUAUCUGAACUAUUUCUCACAACACUGUAAAAGGUUAAGAGCAGUGUGAACACUGCAUAUCAAAAAAGAUGACGAGUAAGAAAUUAUCCCAUGACCUGAACAUGUAACUGCAAUUAAAGGUCUGGUAAGGUUGUCCUGAA
Oncorhynchus masou masou (cherry salmon) is the source of this 1794-nucleotide messenger RNA. RefSeq names its product heat shock protein beta-11-like. The coding region runs from base 123 to 752 and encodes 209 amino acids. Gene Ontology annotation, biological process: protein refolding; response to heat. The record is from RefSeq and is a predicted model, not a curated record. Lineage: Eukaryota; Metazoa; Chordata; Actinopteri; Salmoniformes; Salmonidae. The transcript has a single exon. Gene Ontology annotation, cellular component: nucleus; cytoplasm.